AUGGAGUUGGGGUCCCGCCUGCAGAUCGUUCAGCGCCCCCCGCCCCCCGUCGCGGUCCACGAGAACCAGGCGAGCUGGGCCCCGGCCCGGGGCGGGGCCGGGGGCGGGGCCGGGGGGCGGGCCGGGGGUGGGCGGGCCCUGGGGUGGGCGGGGCAGGCGGCGGCUGCGGCGGCGGCUGGAGAAAAGUUGUCCCGGCCAGAGCGCGCGCUGCCGCGGGAUCCGGAGCCGCCGCGUCGCCACGGCGGGGGCAGGCGCGACCACCGGAUCCGCAGCCGGGCCGGCCGACUCGCAGCCGGGGGUCGCCCCCGGGCAUGGGACAGCCGGCGGGGACGGCGGGCCGGCGCUGCGCCCCGGGCGGGCGGAGGGCGGCCUGAGCUGCCGGGACGCAGGAUGCGCUCCGAGGGCGCGGCCCCCGGGCCGGUGGCGCCGCUGUGCGGGGCGCUCAGCCUGGUGCUCGGCGCGCUGCUGGGCAAAGUGAUCGAGGGCCGCGGCGUCACCGACGACGUGCACAGGUUCUCCUCGCGGCCGCCCUACCUGCCCGUGAGCUACCACAUCCUGGGGGCCGAAACCGCCUUCUUCCUGAAGGAGGCCAGCCAGGACGCCCUGCACAACUCCAGCCUGCGCACCAGAGUCGAGUCCUUCUUCACGUACAAGGCCACGAGGCCCCCGGCGCUCAACGCCAGCUACGGGCCCUUCUCCGUGCAGAAGGUGGUGCCCCUGGACCUGAUGGUCCCUUCCAACCUGCUGGGGCCAGCCAGCAAGUUCGGCCUCAACUGGAAGCUGAGGGCGCACAUCGUGCGGGACAAGGUGUACCUGAGCCGCCCCAAGGUGCAGGUGCUUUUCCAUCUGCUGGGCCGGGACUGGGCGGCGCGGAGCCCGGGCGAGAGACUGCCCUGCCUGCGGGUGUUCGCCUUCCGGGAGACCCGGGAGGUGCGGGCCGGCUGCCGGCUGCAGGGGGCCCUGGGGCUGUGCGUGGCCGAGCUGGAGCUGCUGGCCGGCUGGUUCGGGCCCCCCACCGUGCUGGCCGGGAGGAAGAAGGCGCCGGGGCCGCCCGAGGGGAGCCCCGUGGAGCUCUACUAUGCCGUGCAGCCGGGGGACGGGCGCGGGGACUGUGCCGGCGGCGGGGACGCCAGGAAGGGCAACUCCAUCCGGCCGGGGAGGGACGGGCCGGAGGAGGCCGUGCCCCGCCUGCAGAGGAUCGGGAGCGUCAGCCUCUACCGGGCCCAGGACAGCGCCCAGCUCCGCGAGCUGCGUCUGGACAGCAACGUGGCCAUCUGGCUGCCCUCCCAGCCCGUGAAACAAGGAGACGUGGUCACUGCCUACGUCAGCGUCGCCAACAACUCCACCGUGGACGUCUUCAUCCUGAGGUAGGUGCCCCGCCUGGCCCCUGGCAGCCUGGGCCCUUGGGCCCCUGCGGGGACCCUCUGGCUUCGCGGUGAAGCCACGUUCGUGCAUGCAGCCCCCCACGUGCAUUCGGCAGCGCCUCUUACGUCGUGGGUGAGGGGGCGGGAGGAAGGGGGCCAGAAACCGCUUCCGAAGGAAACAAGUGGGAAGGGAUCGCUCUUCUUUGACCUUGAGUUGCCAUCGAACUUGGAGGAGAAGGAUGUGAUUUUUCUUUAGCUUGAGUUCCUUUGUAGAUACACAGACAGCACUUGUGUGACGGAGACUGUAAGGUCCCAGGGCCCGAGAAAAGACCUAGGGUUUUUGAUGCUCCGUUUUGGGCGUGCGUGGGAAAAAGGGCAAGGACACGCCCUUUAUAAAAAAAUCCUUGAGGCUCAAUGCUGCCAAGUCGGGGCUGGGGAAGCCUCCGUUCCUGAGCCCAGGUUAGCGGUGAUUAAAGGAGAAAUCACCCCACGGAGGUGUUGCGUCUUCUAAAAAAAGAAAGAACAGAAAGUCAGUUGAAGCAACAGAAUAACCCGGCUGCCGUCACCGCUGCUGGCUCAGCAGGUGGCUCCGGUUCUAAUAGGGUUUCUCUGUGACUCUGUGUGACGAUUCUGAGUUCGGUACAGGAGCGUCUGUUAUCUGAGGAUUAUUCAUACUGGGGAAAAGCCACUUACGGCAAAUCCUCUUAAAAUGCGGACCCGGAUUUCAUAAUAAUGAGAAAAUAUUUGAUUGAGAUUUGUUUAAAAGAUAACGAUGAUAAGAAUCGCUUCCCUCCCCCCACCCC
Messenger RNA from Panthera uncia (snow leopard), 2167 nucleotides. Its product is annotated as transmembrane protein 132C-like. The record is from RefSeq and is a predicted model, not a curated record. The coding region runs from base 1 to 1371 and encodes 456 amino acids. The transcript is spliced from 3 exons. Lineage: Eukaryota; Metazoa; Chordata; Mammalia; Carnivora; Felidae.